This is a messenger RNA of Myzus persicae (green peach aphid), 1462 nucleotides long. RefSeq names its product glutamine synthetase 2 cytoplasmic-like. NCBI's taxonomy places the organism in Eukaryota, Metazoa, Arthropoda, Insecta, Hemiptera, Aphididae. Gene Ontology annotation, cellular component: cytoplasm. The record is from RefSeq and is a predicted model, not a curated record. Gene Ontology annotation, molecular function: glutamine synthetase activity. The coding region runs from base 270 to 1382 and encodes 370 amino acids. The transcript has 9 exons.
AUUCAUCCGGCUCACACCGUCCACGUCUCUCGCAAGUCGCGAUCAAAAUUUCAUCAAGUUACCUACGUUUAACUUCUCUUUCAUUUAUUUUCGUUUCAACUUAAUUUCUACUCAAAAAGUCAACUUAAAUAUUGCGGUAUUUUGAACACCAGGGUAUUGUAAAUUAAUACCGAAAGCAAUACGCACAUCGACCCACGCAUACACCGAGUACGCAGUCUUCAUUCCAGAGUGGGUUCAUCCAUAUUACUCACACCUAAACCAGUUCAACCAUGCCAGGCAACGGAUUGUUGGAAACUUCUCCCAACUAUGUCAUCAACAAAGCUGUUGCGGCGAGAUUUCAACAGCUACCCCAACCCAAGGAUAAGGUACAAGUCAUGUACGUAUGGAUAGACGGUACUGGACAAGAUCUUAGAGCCAAAUCCAGAACACUAGACUUUAUACCUACAAAACCCGAAGAACUCCCAGUGUGGAAUUACGAUGGAAGCUCUACGUACCAAUCUCAAGGAGAAAACUCAGAUACAUUUUUAUAUCCAGUGGCAAUUUUUAACGACCCAUUCAGGUUGGAACCGAACAAACUUGUCAUGUGCGAAGCGUACAAACACGAUCACACUCCAACUGAUACAAAUCACCGUAAAGCCGCUUUGGAAACCAUGACUAAAGCUGCCGACCAAAAACCGUGGUUUGGUAUCGAACAAGAAUAUACGUUACUCGACACCGACGGCAAACCGUUCGGAUGGCCCAAGACUGGAUUCCCAGGUCCCCAGGGUCCGUACUAUUGCGGUGUCGGCGCUGAUAAAGUGUAUGGACGUGACAUUGUGGAGGCUCAUUAUCGUGCGUGUUUGUACGCCGGAAUCAACAUAUCCGGAGAGAACGCCGAAGUUAUGCCAGCUCAGUGGGAAUUCCAGGUUGGACCAUGUGAAGGUAUUAGCAUCGGUGAUCAUUUAUGGAUGGCUCGUUUCUUAUUGCACCGUAUUGCCGAAGAGUUUGGCAUUGUGGUAACACUUGAUCCAAAACCAGUGCCGGGCGAUUGGAAUGGUGCCGGUGCCCAUUGUAAUUUCUCAACUAAAGCUAUGAGAGAAAACAAUGGAAUAAUUGAAAUCGAGAAGGCUAUUGAAAAAUUGUCCAAACAACAUGCGAGACAUAUUAAGGUGUACGAUUCCAACGAAGGGAAAGACAACGAACGCCGUCUGACUGGAAAACACGAAACUUCUUCCAUCCACGAUUUCUCGGCUGGCGUGGCCAACCGUGGUGCUAGUAUUCGUAUUCCUCGUACUUGUGCCGACGAGAAGAAGGGUUACUUAGAAGAUCGUAGACCAGCGUCCAACUGCGAUCCAUACAGAGUGACCGAAGCCAUUGUGCGCACCGUGUGCUUAAAUGAAUAAAUAAAAUAUUAAGAAAAUAACCUGUAAUACUGCAAGAUAAACAUAAAAUAUAUCGCCCCGCUUUGGAUAAAAAAAAACAU